Phascolarctos cinereus (koala) is the source of this 6981-nucleotide messenger RNA. It is a transcript of the gene CEP104, whose product is annotated as centrosomal protein 104. The record is from RefSeq and is a predicted model, not a curated record. Gene Ontology annotation, cellular component: cilium. Lineage: Eukaryota; Metazoa; Chordata; Mammalia; Diprotodontia; Phascolarctidae.
AGCGUGCGGCCAGGCGCGUGCGCACCGGGGCCCCCGCCCGCCAGGCCCGGGCUCGGUUGUCAUGAGAGCCGCGGUGCUGGCCCAGGCGAUGGGCGGAGGUGGCGGCGGCUACCGCUCCGAGGUACCGGUGCCGGACCGCCGGGGGCGGCGGCGGAGGAGGCGGCGGGGCCUGCGCCUGCGCUCGGCGGACGGGAGUGGCGGCUGCUGCUGCUGACCCAGCUGUACAGAAUGCCACACAAGAUUGGAUUCGUAGUCGUCAGUUCAUCGGGACACGAAGAUGGUUUCAGUGCGAAAGAAUUAAUGGUCCAUGCACCGACUGUUAAUGGGUGGAGAUCACCAAGGUUUUGCCAGUUUCCCCAAGAAAUUGUCCUUCAGAUGGUGGAGAGAUGCCGAGUUCGAAAGCUUCAGUUACUUGCUCACCAGUAUAUGAUUUCCAGUAAAAUUGAGUUCUACAUUAGCGACAGUUUGCCUGAAUACUUUGCACCAUAUCAAGCAGAGCGGUUUCGAAGGCUUGGUUAUGUGUCUCUCUGUGACAAUGAAAAGACAGGAUGUAAGGCUCGAGAACUAAAAUCGGUUUAUGUGGAUGCUGUAGGACAAUUUCUCAAGUUGAUUUUUCAUAAAAACCAUGUCAAUAGGUACAAUUUAUAUAGCCAGGUUGCUUUAGUGGCAGUUAAUAUCAUUGGGGACCCUGCAGACUGCAGUGAUGAAAGCAAUAUUAGCUCCAGAGAGAAGCUGAUUGACCAUUAUCUUGGACAGAGUUCAGACGAUUCAGGAUUAGAGGGAUCAUAUGUUGGGAAACCCGACUAUAUUUCUCCCCUGGAUGAUUUAGCCUUUGAUAUGUACCAGGAUCCAGAAGUUGCACACAUAAUCCGCAGGUUAGAUGAGAAGAAACGAGAAGCCGUCCAAAAGGAGCGGUAUGAUCACGCCAAGAAACUGAAACAAGCUAUUGCUGAUCUGCAAAAGGUUGGGGAGCGUCUUGGCAGGUAUGAUGUGGAAAAGCGCUGUGCUGUGGAGAAAGAAGACUAUGACCUGGCCAAAGAGAAGAAGCAGCAGAUGGAGCAGUACCGCAGCAAAGUGUACCAGCAGCUGCAGCUGCACAAUCUCCUCGAUUCCGAGAUGAUUCGAAAGCCUUUUGAUUUUCCCCUCGCGCCUCUGGUGCAUUCUGCCAGCCCCUGCCUGCAGAAAUCUGCACAGUCGCCACUGCACCGAGAGGAGCAAACGGGAGAAAAACCCUACGUGGAUCCGUUCCCGCCGGCCAAGACGCAGCUUCCCGCUUCUCUGAAUGUUCCCCCCACACAGCAAGCCGCUGUGGGCCAGCUGUCAGCCUCAGUUUCUCUUUCAAAGAUCAAUGUUGAUUUAUUGCCUUACGAUGAAAGACCUCUUCCAGCUGUUCUUAAGCAACAAGGAGAAACAAAUGUGGAGCCAGAGAAGGUUGAAGAAGAUGUCAGUAUGGUUCCAAAAGGCGGCAUUGCAGGAGAGCCAGAGCCCUUGACCGAGAAAGCAUUGAGAGAAGCCAGUUCUGCCAUUGAAGUGCUGGGAGAAGCUCUGGUUGCUGGAGCUUAUUCUAAGACCUGGUCAUACCGAGAAGAUGCAUUGCUCUCAUUGUAUAACAAAAUAAUGACGAUGCCUGUUGGGACAUCAAAGGAAGAUCUCAAGAACCUUCUCAGAGCCGCUAUCUUUCUGAUCAGAAGAGCCAUUAAGGACCUGGUGCCUUCAGUCUUUCAGGCAUCACUGAAAUUAUUAAAAAUGAUCAUCACCCAAUACAUUCCUAAGCAUAAGCUUGGUAAGCCAGAAACCGCCCUCUCUGUGGAGAAGACUCUUCCCAAUCUGCUGACCAGAACCGGGGAUUCUUCUGCGCGCCUCCGCAUCGUAGCAUCGAACUUUAUUCAGGAACUGGCUCUGUGUAAGGAAAUUAAGCCCCUCCAAAUUAUUCCAACUUACUUAGUUCAGCCAUUAAAACAGAAUUCUUCAACUCAUCUGGCAAUGAGUCAGACGGACUUGCUAGCGCGGUUGUUAAAAGACCUGGGGACAGAAAGCUCUGGAUUUACUGUCGAUAACGUCAUGCGGUUUUCAGUGAGUGCUCUGGAGCACAGAAUUUACGAAAUACGAGAAAUUGCUGUUAAAAUUAUUUUGGAUAUGUACAAGAAGCAUCGGACCCUAAUUCUGGAGUACCUGCCUGCUGACGAUGGCAACGCUCGCAAGAACAUUCUCUAUAAGACGCUUUUUGAGGGGUUUGCAAAGAUAGAUGGCAAAGCUGUAGCGGCGGAUAGCAGGGCUCAAAAAAAAGCAGCAACAGAACAAGCAGAAAAACAAAAGAAAGAAGAAAUAAAAGUUCUGCAGGUACAGCUGGCAGCAUUGAGAGAGAUUCAGGCAGAAGCUCAGAUCGAAAAGGACAAAGAAAGCGACACAAGAAAGGAGAAGAACCAAGAUGACCCCCAGAGGAAAGCAGUUCACCCUAAUGCUCCAGACAUUCCCGAUGAUCAUCCCUCUGUUGCAAAUUAUUUGGAUUUUCUUUGCAUCUUUUGUGGGGAAAGAGAUGACUCAUUCACAGAAGAAGGCUUGGAUCUCCAUUACUGGAAGCAUUGUCCUAUGUUGACCAGAUGUGAACACUGCAAACAGGUGGUCGAGAUAGCCAGCCUGACAGAGCACCUGCUGACAGAGUGUGACAAAAGAGACGAGUUUGGAAAGUGUCAUCGCUGCUGUGAAGCUGUCUUAAAGGAAGAGCUGCCCAAACACAUAAAAAUCAAAGCUUGCAAUCCUGCCAGAUCGGAAAAGCUUGCAAACCGAUGUCCGUUGUGCCACGAGAAUUUUACACCAGGAGAGGAGGCCUGGAAGUCUCACCUGACAGGGCCGGCGGGCUGCACGAUGAACCUGCGCAAGGCCUACUAUCUGCAGAAGACACAAGCCAUGCAGCUGGGAAAAGCAGUAGACUCAGUGAUGGCCAAAUCGGGCACUUCAGGAUCCACAUUUGGAAGCAAGAUCCCCACCCCAAAAGGAGGCCUGAAUAAAAGCAGUAGCAGGGCAUACACAAAACGGUGACAUAUGCCACGUAUUUUGUUCCCCUUGUCUCCAUAAGUGACUGAGGAAGCUUCCUGAUUCUGAACCAUUUCUUGUAAAUCAGUCUUGUGGACAUGGCCCUAUCCACUCCCUCCUUCCUGAAUUGCAGGUGGCUGUCCCUCUGCCACAAGUAGCGUCCCCUGAGUUCCGAUCCCUCAGUCAGUCCUUAUGUAGUGACACGUAUGUACUCGACCAGAGGAGCUGCAUCUCUGAUAUGGAGCGUAGAAGGCCUGUUGGCGUUCGAACCUUCCCGAUUUCUGAUCCUCUCUGGGAUGACGAAAGGAAUGCUGCUGUCUUAGAACAGAAUCAGAAGCCACUGAAGUCGAGGGCUUUAGUAGCAGCUGACCAGUAAGACAGGGAGCCAAGGAGGGGCAGGAACACAACAUCCUUUUUAGUUGCUCUCAGAAUCUUCACAGUAAAUGACAUGCUUCUUGCCAACCGAUCUCCACCAAACCUUCUUCUCUCUGUGUGGUACAACCAAAGUGAUGUUAGAUUGUCAGCACCUUGCUGCCUCUUGACCCCGGCCCGGCGUGGCAUUGCUGAGGGAGCUGUUUGCAGUCACAUUAGAGCCAUGCUUUGAACGUCUCCUGUCGUGCUUUUUUCUUUGCUGUUGCUUUGUCUGUUCACAUUCUGUCAGAUGUAGUGAGGUGGGGUGACCCAGAAGCACGUGUCUCACUGUCACAGAAAGUGAAGGUAAAGAAAAUCUCAAGGGGAAAGCGCCGAGGAGCCAGUGCUCCCCAUAACUGGGCACUUCUCCGCAAGUAGCUUUCCCCCAGGAGUGCUCUGUGGGUAGCAGAUUAUGCUGAUCCUGACUGCACAGAUGGAACAUAUUAGAACAAGCCUUGGAUCCAUAUCAUGCCCUUUUUCGGGAGGGGCUCUGAGGUCAUUACACUUGUAAAUAUUCCUUUCUUUAAAAAUAGUGAAAGUGCUUUCUGGUUGCUAUCAUGUGAUCAUCUGACUACAUGUAAAUCAAACUGAUUCUUCCUACAAAACAUUUGGUAGAAUUUGGGGCUGGAUGUAUUCUAAUCUGGCACAGAAUAUCUUCCCCCAAGUGCUUACCACAUACGCAAACAGGUAUCUAGUAUCUCUGGUGCUGAGGGAAGCACGUGCUGAUCUGGGACUGUCCUCCCAUGCCUUUGACAUCUGUACCAUCAUUCCAAAAGGAAGUUUCCCUUUUGAGAAGGAAAAAAAGCCCCUUUCUUUAAUAUACCAAAACAUUUAUUUCAAGACAUGCUGAAUAUAAGAAGGGAAAAGCUUUCAAAACUGAUGUGCUCUGAUCCAUUUGUCAGACGCAGUCCUGUGAGGAUGCCUUGGUAAAUUAGCAGAUCUCCUCUCAAUGGCUAUUGCCAGGGAUCCUUUCUUGAUAAAGGAAUAGCCGCAAAAGAGCAGCCAGUAUCUGACUAAAGUAACUUUUCUGACUGUAUGGGUAGUCUGCCUGGAGAUUUUUAUUUAAACAGCUAUUUCUUAAAUGGCCAGUCUUCUGUCUGAUAGAUUAAGAACCUGGGAAGAAGCUGUCACCAGAUCCUGUAUUACGAAUGAAGAAUCCUGCUUUUCCCUGAAAUGCUUUCAGGAGAGGCUGGCAAAAUGAAUGAAUGACAGGUGGCAGCCUGUUGGAGAUUUGUAAAUUGCUAAUUAGGAAUGACUUUAUAUACUAUGACAGCAGACACUUUUGGUUUGGUUUGCUUCUGUGAAACAAGGAAAGUCUCAUAAGCAUCAGCACAGAGGCGUUCUUUUUCUGGCUGCUUUGGUAAUUGUGAAACUUUGUUAAUCCCCGUUUUGGUAAAGUAACACCUUUUAAGAUGGACUCAUUUUAAGACUGUGAAAGUAAAAACUACCUAAUGUAGUUUAGUUACCUAAAGUAAAAAUAAGAAAUGAGGCUAAACAGUCCAUAACAAGAGCACAGCAUCAAAGUCCUUUAGUCUCAGAGAGGACAGCUGGCUUUUUCUAAUAUUUUAAAGUGCAAACAUAUAAAUUGUUCUUUAAGCUGUCUCAUCUUGGUUUGGUGAAGGAAACAUCUGCCCUUCGCCCACACAAGUUUUGCAGCUAUUCUCUGUGUGUUCAUAGUGCAAUUAAGCCGUUCCACUAUCCAAAAAGUUACUUUCUCUUUGGUGGGGAGGGACGAGGGAGAUUCAGAUGAAAGGUAAGGCAUAAGUUAAAAGCAGGCCAAUGUGUGGUGAGCUGAAGUAAAACUAUUUGCUUGUUAGGAAGGAAGGAUCGCUUGGUAAUGAUUUGAUUCCCUUGACAGCCAUGUGUCACCUCUUAGGUGUUCCUAAAGAAAUUGAGUUUUUAAAGGAGCAGAAGAAAAGUCAAGCAACCAUAACUCAUUAAGUCACUCAGAAGUAAAACAUCCAAAUUAGAAACAUUUGCUUCAUAAAUGAGUUUUCAUUCACGAAUAAGUUGUGUCUACGUCAUAAUAUCCUUUGAAGUAUGGUUCUUUCCAUGUAACGGUCUAUUCAGAGAAUUAUACCUCUGAGUUUUCUGCAACAAAGCUUUAAGGUACAGUUUUUAUGUAGCAAUUUUGAAGGUAACUUUGCUACUUUUUAAUGUCCUAAUUUUCUGUUUGUUUUUAUUUUAGGGAAAUGGUUAUAAGAUAACCAUCUCAUAAUUUUGUUUGACUAUUUAAAGAUCAAUCUCUCCCCAUGUUAAGCAUAUUUAUUUAAUAAUUGAUCACCUCAAAGUUUUAUAUUUAUAUUCUAAGAGUUUAAGAAAAUAAUUAUGUUAUUAAAAACUAAGCUUAAGUUAGACCUAUUCCAGUUGAAUAGCAUCUGUGCUAACUCAGCAGUAACACCCUAAAAAGUUCAAUGAAAAUUUCUUAGAAAGAGAAGAAAUUAGUGCUAGUGUUGUACAGAAAGUUUGACCUUCAAGUCAGCCCAGACUUUUUCUGCAGAACCUCGAAAAACUUCAGACCUUUGCUAAGGCAAGAAAUUACUGACCAAACGUACAAGCAACAUUAGCUCAAUGUUGUAUAAAGACAGUCAUUUGUUUGCAUAUGUAGGAAUUAUACUUUAUAAUACCUUAUCUUUUGCAUAAUUAAUUAUAACAUCCUUUCACCUUCAGUUGGGGGUUCUGCACCAGGGAAUAUAACUGGUCUAUUAUUCUCUUUCUGUUUUUUUAUAUAAAGAUGCAUAACUUUAUAAGAAUUGUAGUGUACAGUUUUGUUACCUUAAUAUUAGCACUGUAUAUGAUUUUAUAAUUAUGUUUUUGUUUUGAAACCAUAUUGUUUAAAUCUUUAUACAGAAAUGUAUUUUAAAUUGAUAGAUUAUAGUUAUUUAGUUGACAAAAUUUGCUUUAGAAAUGUUCUCAUGGUAUAUGUCACCCCAUCACACAUUGUGAGAGUAUGUGUAUGUAUAUAUGAGAGAGGCAGAGGCAGAGAUAGUGCUGUAUAAGGCGUAAAUUUAAAGUGAAUUUAAGCUCUUGUCCCAUUUGGUAAAGAGUCUUACCUGUAAAAGAGUUCUUGGGUGUGCUGUUCUGAAUUAGGUUUUUGGUUUUUGCAAAUGCAAUUUACUUUCAAAAAGAAAUAAAUCAAUUCAAAGAACAGGCCGUCUCCUCUUACUGGGUACCUUUAAAUCCAGGCUAUUUAGGUGUUUCUUAAGAACAUGCUUGUUCCUCGUGUGUCUUUAACACAAAUUCCACCAAAUUUGGGGGUUGGUCUCUCACUGCCUUACCGUUAAUGGCCAGGGGCAGAAAUCCUGUGAAUGGAACAAGGAGGCUGGGAAUAAUAAGCAAAAUAGAGAUAUGGUGGAAUUGCAGCACUGACUCUCCUAUGUCCUUGCCAAGAUUUUAGAUGGCCCAUCAAUGACACAGUAACUAAAGGGAACAUCUUGUGUAUACCUUCCUCUAGGACUUCAGCAGGGAAACAACUGUCUUUGAACAAUGUUGGAAAUCCCAGUGCAAAUAAAUCCUGAGUAUUAUAUGGAUUUUGAA